Molecule: messenger RNA, 2256 nt
Organism: Vespula pensylvanica (western yellowjacket)
Lineage: Eukaryota; Metazoa; Arthropoda; Insecta; Hymenoptera; Vespidae
Gene: dib
Product: cytochrome P450 302a1, mitochondrial
Exons: 8
Coding region: 599-2161 (520 amino acids)
Molecular function (GO): monooxygenase activity; oxidoreductase activity, acting on paired donors, with incorporation or reduction of molecular oxygen; iron ion binding
Source: RefSeq, a predicted model, not a curated record
UUUUGUUUAUCCUUUAUCUAUUGUAUCUCGUUUAAACGUAGUUUUUUCUCUCUGAAAGAUUUUAUCAAAUUUUGUUUCUUUAAAGUAUAACGUUAUGUUAAUAUAUAACUUCUGUAGAACACGUGUGUUCGUUUUUACAAUUUUAUAUGAAACCAUGUCAGAGGACAAAGUAGUAUUAUCGUUCGGUAACAUCAAUUUAUACGGCAGACUGGUAAACACAUUAAAAUUUACGAGAUAUCUAACAUCGAGAAUAAAUUACAUUGAAAAACAUCAGCUAACCGAAAGAAUCGAUCGACGAAGAUCUUCAAAGUGACAUAUGUAAGCCGGUUAACCUACGCGUGCGUGUUUCAAAUCAAAACUUGCAGUGGCGCGAAAAAACGUUCGUUAAUUAAUGUGCUUUGUUCGCAAGUAUUAUAAUAAUACGAUCUAAUCGUAUGUCAUUUUUUUAGAUUGCAACUGUUAUUAAGAAUCCAUUUACAUUAGUUGUUAUACGUUUGAUAAUUAUAAAAGAUUGAUUAUAAUAUUUGAAUUUUAUAGGAUAAUAUUUUUUAUAUAAUAUAACCUGAAACUUGUUUCUUGGCACAAAAUACAUAUAAAUAUGUUCUUUCAAAUGAGAAAGUUUCAAGUUAUCUCAUUGCUGUCAAAAAAAUUAUGCCUGCAAUUAUUUACCAAUAAUUACUCAGUCAAUUUUUCUACAAUGAAUAAAACGGUCUUGCAUUCCUUUCAAGAUAUUCCAGGACCAAUAUCUUUGCCUUUAAUUGGGACAUUGUAUAAAUACAUUCCUUUAAUUGGUGAAUAUUCAUUUACAAGACUUUACGAAAGCGGAGUUAAAAAGUUAAAACAUUAUGGUCCAUUGAUACGAGAAGAAAUAGUGCCAGGUGUACAAAUUGUAUUAGUUUAUCGUCCUGAAGAUAUCGCAGAAAUUUUUAAAGCAGAAACAGGUCUAUAUCCUGAACGCAGAAGUCAUUUAGCUCUUUUGAAAUAUAGAAAGGAUAGAAGCGAUAUAUAUAAUACAGGAGGUCUCUUACCGACAAAUGGACUUGAAUGGUGGAGAUUACGUAAGGAGUUUCAAAAGGUUCUUAACAAACCGAAUCAUGUUGUUAGUUAUCUGCAAGACACAGAUCAUGUUAUUAAAGAAUUUCUCCCUCUUUGUACUGAAGAAAAAUUUGAUGAUUUCUUACCAUUACUUUCGCGUCUCUUUCUUGAAUUAACAUGUUUCACGGCCUUUGAUGUAAGAAUGAAUAGCUUUUCGAAGGAAGAAAGACAGAAAGAUUCUAGAAGUUCGAAACUCAUUGAUGCAGCAUUUACAACUAAUAGUGCUAUUUUAAAACUAGACAAUGGACCUAGGCUGUGGCGAUUUUUCGACACGUUUCUUUAUAAAAAAAUGUGCAAAGCACAAAAGUAUAUGGAAAAUAUUGCAAUAGAAAUGGUAACUCAGAAAAUGCAGAAAAAAAAAAUUUCUCAGAAAAACUCAUUUCUUGACGCAUACUUGAGUAAUCCUGCUUUAGACAAAAAAGAUAUAGUUGGUAUGGCUUGCGAUAUGUUGCUCGCAGGUAUCGAUACUACAACUUAUACUAUGGCUUUCGUUUUCUAUCACCUUGGAAAAAAUCCUAAGUGCCAAGAAAAAUUAAGAUCAGAAUGUUUAACGUUAUUACCCGAUAGUAAUGAAGCCAUAGAAACAAAUAUUUUGCACAAAGCUUAUUAUGCGAAGGCUGUACUAAAAGAAACAUUUAGAUUGAAUCCAGUAUCAAUUGGAAUAGGACGUAUUUUGCAAACUGAUAUUGUUCUUAGUGGCUACCACGUGCCUAAAGGUACUGUAGUUGUAACGCAGAAUCAAGUAACGUGCCGACGUCCCGAGUAUUUCGAUGACCCAUAUUCAUUUAUACCAGAAAGAUGGUUACGGAAAAAUAUAGACACCGAAAGUAAAGAUUUUAAUAUUGUAAAAUCUGUUAAUCCAUAUUUAGUAUUACCCUUUGGUCAUGGACCACGAUCUUGCAUCGCAAGACGUUUUGCUGAACAAAGCAUGCUAACUUUAUUAAUACGAAUGUGUCGAGAAUUGGAAUUCACUUGGUAUGGUGAAAAUCUUGGUUGUAAGUCUUUGUUAAUUAAUAAACCAGAUGGUCCUAUCAAGCUCAAUUUUACAAGAUACAAACAGCAAUGAAUUUUAUAUAUUUCAUUCUAAUAGAAAUUAAGAUUGUAAAAAGAACCUAUUUCCUAAUUUUUUUAUUUUUAUAAAAAGCUCGAGUUUAUACAGCA